AGAGAGAGAGAGCGCGCGCGCUGCUGUUGGGUGUUUGAGGUGUUGAAUUGGCAGGUGGUUGUGAAACAUGGGCUGCUUUUACUCCAAAAAACCGAGGAGAAAAUCUCCAGAUAAACAUCCUGCUGUGGCUUCAGAGGGCUCUCACAACAACAGCGGUAACCAGGAGGAACCCAAACAGUACAGCUGGGACAAACGGGAGAAGGUCGAUCCUAAAGACUUCACGCUGAGCGGUUUGAAGGACGUCACCGAUGGCCGUCUGCCUGAAAAACUAAACGGUCAGCAGUUCGUCAUCCAAGAAUGCGAGAACUGCAACAUCUACGUGUUCGACCACUCGGCGACGGUCACCAUCGACGACUGCGUCAACUGCCGCAUCGUGCUCGGCCCCGUCAAAGGCAGCGUCUUCUUCCGGAACUGCAGAGACGUUAAGUGCGUGGUGGCGUGCCAACAAUUCCGCACGAGGGACUGCAAGAAAAUGGACGUGUUUCUGUGCUGUGCCACGCAGCCCAUCAUCGAGUCUUCGACAGGCAUGAAGUUCGGCUGCUUUCAGUACUAUUAUCCCGAGCUGGCCUUCCACUUCAAGGAUGCGGGGCUGAGCAUCUUCAACAACAACUGGAGCAACAUACACGACUUCACACCCAUUUCAGGAGAGAACAACUGGAGUCUCAUGUCCGAGGACACCACCGUGUUGGAGCACGUUCCUCUUCCUGAUCCCGAGUCGGAGUUUAAGGGCGUCCGCGUGUCCGCGGAUAAGAACCGCAGCAUCGUCCCGUUGACUAAAGGAGGGAGGAGAAAGGAGAGCGAGGAGUCGUGUCUGUUCAUCUUCUUCGCUGGAGAUUACACCACGGCGAACGCUCGGAAGCUCAUCGACGAGGCGACUGCCAAGGGCUUCGUCCUGAUCCAGACCAAAGAGGUGUCCAUGCGCCCUGAAGACGUCAACAGGGUUUUCCAGAACAGCGCAGAGGAGCUCACCGAGUGGACGGCUAAAGGUCCCGUCGUGGCUCUCGAGCUGAACGGAGACGGUGUGGUCGAAGCUUGCAGGAUCAUCGCUAAUGAGGUGUUCAAAGGAACAAAGGUGUUUGUUUCCGAGAAUAAUAAUUCAGCUCAACAGGAUAUCGACAACUUUUUCAACUUUGCUGACAUGCAGUUAGGACUGUGACCGGAAACAGAAGCAAAUUCACUUUAAAUAGACACGUCUUUCUGUUCAGGUGAACUAGAGUUCAUGAUCUCGUUGUCAGUGAUAAAGCAGUCGCAGAGUCCACUUGCAAAUCUUUAUAAACCCGCAGUUCUCAGUUGCGGAGUCUGGGGACCCCUAGUGGUCAGGAGGUCAGAGUGGUGGAAAUCAAGACCCAGAAUUAUCAAAAUGAUUCUAUUUAUUAUAAUUAUUUUAGUCUGGAAUGAAACACAACCCACAGUAACUGAAUCUGAAUCGUAGCGAAGUUGAUUCUUUUGGUAUCAUUUCACGCUGCACAUAAUGAAAUGAAUCACUGCUUGUGUAUCGAGCUUAAAACGUCCUCGUGACAGGGGGGAGAUAAAUGAAAAACCUUUACCAAGUGCACGGAGAGAUCACAAGAGUCGCCCGAGCACGGAGAAUAUGGAGCCAGCGCUAAAGAAAUGACUAGGAGAUUAUCAAAAUAAUUAGUUUUAAACUUUUUAUGCAUCAUGUCCAGAUAUUAUUUUCUCUGUCACACGAUACACACAGCGUGUUUGAUCCACUUUCUCAACGGAGUUCACUCGGACCACCUCAGAAAUCACACUCGGAUCCGAGUGUAAUUUCCGAGAUCUCGCCUGAAUGAAUAAUCCGUGGAAAGGAAACACUUAGUCCUUCCAGUAAACAGGCAAAUUGGUCAAGGAGUCGAUGUUUAAAUAUUUAGAUUUGGUUCAUAAAAUUAAAUCUGUACUGAGCAUGUCCUUUUUUUAAAGCUCAAAAUGGCUGUCUGUAUACAAAAUCUUUGCUAACCCCUGGUUGAAACAACAACUUUUAUUUUUUUUUUUUACAUUUUAUUUUAUGCUGCUAAAUGUUACUUUUUUUUGGCAGGUUUUUUUUUUAGAUGUUCUGCUGCUUUUUCUGUUUUCUUGACUUGUUUUCAUUUUGUGACCGUGAAAAAAAAAAAAAACUAUGAAUGUCGUUGCUUUGUCAGUCGUGCUGAAAAUAAGUUAGCAUGUAGAUAUUUUAUUUAUCUGUAAGUGCAGGUCGAACUCGUUGGUUGCUGUGUAUAUAUGCUACAUAUCGUUUGUAAAUCAGGAAUUAUACUUGUAAGAACCGUGUUUUUUUUUUUUUUUUAAAUGACAAUCAUGUUGUCCUUUUUCUGUACUUUGCUGGAUUUUAUUUUUUUUUAAAGUGGACCAAUCUGACUUAUUUAUAGAAAUGAAUAUCUAAAGCUGAUGUGUUGCCAAUCUGAUGUCCCUGAAUGUACUGUUCUGUAAAGCUGUCUCUUUUACAUCCCCACUUUUUAUACUGAAAACAAUCUUUUACUUCUGUGACCAAGCUCAGUUUUUGUAUAGACAGAAAAACAUACUGUAAUAUUUUAACAUACUUUUGUAUGUUUUAUUGGUUCUUGAUUGUAUGAGGCAGUUUUGUAGAAAUGAAUGUACACUGAUUUUU
Neoarius graeffei (lesser salmon catfish) is the source of this 2602-nucleotide messenger RNA. RefSeq names its product RP2 activator of ARL3 GTPase (gene rp2). Gene Ontology annotation, cellular component: periciliary membrane compartment; cilium. Lineage: Eukaryota; Metazoa; Chordata; Actinopteri; Siluriformes; Ariidae. Gene Ontology annotation, molecular function: GTPase activator activity. The transcript has 5 exons. Gene Ontology annotation, biological process: post-Golgi vesicle-mediated transport. The record is from RefSeq and is a predicted model, not a curated record. The coding region runs from base 68 to 1156 and encodes 362 amino acids.